AUGGCUUCCUCAUGUUGCUGGAGAUGUGUUUCCCACAUUCGCCCAGUAUACCCGUCUCGAGCGCUCUCACUACCAUCACAACCUUUAACCCUUCUCCGUACACCAGCCAUCUCCUCCUCUUUCCAUACCAGCGCGACACUCAAUGCUCUACCACCCAAGAAAGGGAAGAAUCAGAGUGUCGGACCUAAAUUCCGUCAAGCACGAAGCUCACGAGUCUCCCGAAAGGGCAAGCCAACCAAACCAGCUCGACGAAGCCCAGAGGAACGCAAAGCUUUGAGCCAUCGAAUCGUGCUAAGUAAUAACAAUGCGCUGGAAGUUACCGGCCUUCAGGAGCUCAGUGUGGCCAACCUUAGUGACCCAGAGCUUAGAACUCAAGUCGUUGGCCUGCCGAUGAACUUAGUCGAUAGGCUAAGAGCUGUUGAGGCCUUUAAGAGGAGCCAGGGAUGGAAUCUAUUCAGACGGCCCUGCACUGUGGUUAGGAAGGAGACAGUGGAUCUGGGUAGAUUAAUUGAGCAGAUUAGUGAGAGGGAGAAGGGCCCGGGGGCAGCAAUGAGCAUUGUCACAGGCGGUAAGCGUACGGGGAAGAGUGUCCACCUGCUCCAGGCCACUACCAUGGCUUUCUUGAAGAACUGGAUUGUUGUCACAAUCCCAGACGCCUGGGAUCUGGUCAAUGGAACGACCGCCUAUGCUCCUCUCCCUAACUCACAACCAAUCAAAUACUUCCAGAAAAAUGCCACCGCGAGCCUUCUCAAACGCAUAGCCGAAGGAAACCAGGAUGUGCUCUCGAAGCUGCAUAUCUCCCGAUCACACCCCAAUGUGAAGGACCCUGGGCUCUCCCUCCUCGAGCUCGCAAACAUUGGUAUCCAGCAACCAGACCUCUCAUGGCCGAUAUUCCGCUCCCUCUGGUCCGAGCUUACGGCAACCGGACCAGCAAUGAACACCAAGGGCACAAAACCAUUCAAGGCCCGCCCUCAGAUCCUAGUCACGGUCGACAACAUCGCUCACUGGAUGGCCGAAACAAGUUACCGCAGCGCAGAGUACAAGCCUAUUCAUGCCCAUGACUUUACGAUUGUCGAGCACUUCCUCUCACUGGCCCGCAUGGAGCCUAAGAAGGCACUUCCAAACGGUGGCCUUGUCCUCUACGCAACGGCUACCUCAAACUCUCUCAGGCUGCCUUCACUGGAACUCGGAAUCAAGCAGGUUGCUGCUCGACAAGCCGGUAUCAGCCCAUCGUCUCCUGAUUUCCCUGUCAUGUACGGCAAACUCGAUGAUCGUGUAGUCUCACUCUUUGCUCAGGCAAAGGGGCUGGGCCACUUGGAGCUGAGUGGUCUGUCCAAGGAUGAGGCUGCUGGUUUGUUGCAGUACUAUGCACGGAGCGGUCUGUUGAGAGAGCGUGUUGACGGGCAGCUGGUUGGCGAGAAGUGGGCCCUGUCUUCUGGUGGUAUUGUCGGCGAGCUAGAGCUUCUGGGCCGUCGUCUACGGGCUCUACCCCUUGCUGCUAGUCAGUAG
Microsporum canis CBS 113480 is the source of this 1509-nucleotide messenger RNA. RefSeq lists its product as hypothetical. The transcript is spliced from 2 exons. The coding region runs from base 1 to 1509 and encodes 502 amino acids. Gene Ontology annotation, cellular component: mitochondrial small ribosomal subunit. Gene Ontology annotation, molecular function: structural constituent of ribosome. The record is from RefSeq and is a predicted model, not a curated record. Lineage: Eukaryota; Fungi; Ascomycota; Eurotiomycetes; Onygenales; Arthrodermataceae.